Messenger RNA from Oreochromis niloticus (Nile tilapia), 1257 nucleotides. RefSeq lists its product as uncharacterized. The record is from RefSeq and is a predicted model, not a curated record. NCBI's taxonomy places the organism in Eukaryota, Metazoa, Chordata, Actinopteri, Cichliformes, Cichlidae. The transcript is spliced from 3 exons. The coding region runs from base 146 to 565 and encodes 139 amino acids.
UUGAGUAAUCACUCCUGACGUAGUCCUUUAGGUUUCACAUAACUUUCCCGGUAGAGGGUUUGAAACCGAAAGCACUCGUUUGCGCCAUUUUCUUUACAUCCUUUGUUUGGUGCUAUAUCGGCGGGUCACUGACGAGUGAGCAGACAUGCUGGUCCCAGAGCUGCUCUUAGAAACACUGCAAGACCUGACUAAUGAUGACUAUAAAACAUUUAAGUGGUACCUCACCAUGAAGAUCGUGGACAGCUGCAAACCAAUUCCCAGGUGCAAACUCGAGGGCCAAGACCGUAUGGACACUGUGAGUUGUAUGAUAGACAGCUACGGCGAAGCGAUAGCUGUGAAAGUCUCUGUUGCGAUCCUGAGGAAAAUGAAUGUCAACAACAUCGCAGACGACUUACAGGGCAAGUUUGAAGCCGCAGAGGGCAGAACACCUGGAUCCUCUGGAUCCUCUACUUUAAAUCCUACCGCUGGAGCCACGAUGUCGGCUCAGCAGGGAGGAAUGGUUAUCGCCCCCACGUUCACCGGUAGCAGCACCGGACCUGUGAAUAUAACCAUCCACCAAAAAUAAUCUCAAUGGCGAUUAGAGCGGAGGGCACAAUAUACGUAGUUUGUAAUUAUUUCUUUCCUUUACAUGAAAUGAAAUUAAUGUUAACUGGUGAUUCUGAACAGGGCCGAGGUAUGAGCUGUGUCAGCCCUGUGAUGGAUGGGAUCUUUUCACACAGUCCAUCUGGUGGAUGUUUCCAUGUAGCUUACACAGUGCAAUCACAUAUUCCUUUUAACACAGGAAUGCCCGGCAUAUGUAACAUCUUUUAAUGAUGCCAGUAAUUAUUGCAGCUACAUAUAAUGCCAUGUAAAGAAUAUACUCUGGAAUAUACUCCGGAAGAGUGUACUCUGUUUACAAUUUGCAGUUUUUAAAGUCUGAUAAACAACCAAAAAAAAGUCAAUCCUGGGAGGGAGUAGCAAAGAGAGACACUUACAUGUACGGGCAUAUUCAUCAUUCAGUUGACUGUAUAACAAACACACACAUCAGGGUCAUUUAGGGUUCUUUAUCUUCCCUUAUCAUGAAACAGCAUGGAUUAUAUCCCAGAAUCCUGAAAAUAAAGCCUGUAAGUGGAAUUAAGCAGCUAUUCAUUUUAAUCUUUAUUCCUUUGAUUUAUCUGUUGUAACAUGUACAAAUGUCCACCUGUGCUUUGCUGUUUCAACAGACUCUGUGAAAUGUUCAAAUUAAAGCAGGCCUGUUAAGCUGUGUAUGUAAACGUA